AUGCGUUGGGUGAAUGAAGAAGCACUCUAUGGGGUGGACGGGUGCGCGGAAGAUCCACAUGACAUCGUUGUUCACAGCUGA
This is a messenger RNA of Spirodela intermedia, 81 nucleotides long. Lineage: Eukaryota; Viridiplantae; Streptophyta; Magnoliopsida; Alismatales; Araceae. The record is from the annotation of a GenBank genome assembly.